This is a messenger RNA of Hypomesus transpacificus, 5965 nucleotides long. RefSeq names its product amylo-alpha-1, 6-glucosidase, 4-alpha-glucanotransferase a (gene agla). The coding region runs from base 201 to 4832 and encodes 1543 amino acids. The record is from RefSeq and is a predicted model, not a curated record. Gene Ontology annotation, biological process: glycogen biosynthetic process; glycogen catabolic process. Lineage: Eukaryota; Metazoa; Chordata; Actinopteri; Osmeriformes; Osmeridae. The transcript is spliced from 34 exons. Gene Ontology annotation, molecular function: 4-alpha-glucanotransferase activity; amylo-alpha-1,6-glucosidase activity.
AUGCCAGCGAUUAACGUCAAAACAGGAAAAUACAGCGACACUUUCAGCUUGUAAUGACUGUGUUGGUGGGAUUCGCCUCUUUGUAGAUGCAGUGACUGUUAACAGGAGCCUAACAGGGUCUCGACAAAUUCCUCAGCAUCAUCGCCGAGCCGUGUGUGUGUGUGUGUGUGUGUGUGUGAGGGAGAGAGAGAGAAACAGCCAUGCCGCCACAGCCGACCACACAGACCCGUGUCCUGGUCCUCAACCACAUGGAGAAGCUGGAGAGAACCCUCUUCCGCCUGGACCAAGGUUUUGAGCUCCAGUUCCGCCUGGGCCCCACCCUCCAGGGGAAGCAUGUCCAGGUGAGCACCAACUACCCUGCCCAGGGGGAGCGCUUUGAGCGCAACACCUUCCGCACGCUGGCCUGGGUCAACCCUGCCGGUCCCCACGACGACUCCGACAAGUUCUGCAGCCUGGAGCUGCAGGUGUCCGGGUCGUACCAGUAUCACUUCAACAACGGGGGUGAGGAGGGGUCGGGCGGCUCCCCCAGGGGUGAGAGGUCGGGCGGGGGCUAUAUCGUGGUGAAUCCAGUGCUGCGCGUGGGCCCAGACAACCAGGUCCUCCCCCUGGACUGCAUCACCAUCCAGACAUACCUGUCUAAGUGUCUGGGUCACCUGGGAGACUGGCCCGACCGUCUGCGGGUCGCCAAGGAGACGGGGUACAACAUGAUCCACCUGACCCCAGUGCAGACCCUGGGAGAGUCCCGGUCCUGCUACUCCCUGGCCGACCAGCUGGAGCUGAACCCGGACUUCUCCCCCCCAGGAGAGAGGCUGUCCUGGGGGGACGUGGGCCGGCUGCUGGAGGGCCUCCGCAGGGACUGGGGCGUGGCCUGCAUCACUGACGUGGUUUACAACCACACAGCCUCUAACAGCGUCUGGAUCAGGGAGCACCCAGAGUGUGGCUACAACAUGACCAACUCCCCCCACCUGCGCCCGGCCUGGGUGCUGGACCGGGCCCUGUGGCACCUGACCUGCGAGGUGGCGUCCGGCGGGCACGUGGAGGCGGGGCUUCCUGCCCUGCUGCAGCACCAGCAGCACCUGGACGCCCUGCGGACAGUGCUGUGGAAGGAGGUGUUCCCCAGACUCAAGCUGUGGGAGUUCUUCCAGGUCAGAGUGGAGAAUGCUGUGGAUCAGUUCAGAACCCUGCUGCAGAACGGUGCUAAACCUGACCAUAAUAAGACCGGAAGUAAGCCACAACUCAGGAUUAUCCAGGACCCUCACUACCAUCGCUAUGGCAACACAGUGGAUAUGAACACCGCCCUAGCAACCUUCACUCCUCACGACUCCAGCCCCUUCGCUGUAGAGGAGUGUUGUGGUUGGCUGCGUCGCCGUCUGGAGGAGAUCAAUGGAGACCAGUACCAGCUGAUGCAGCAGCACCAUGAGCAGGCAGUGAACUGUAUUGUGGGCAGUGUACUGUAUGAGCGUCUGGCUGACCAUGGUCCUAAACUGGGUCCUGUGAGCAAGAAACAUCCUCUGGUCACCAGGUACUUCACCUUCCAGUUCCCAGAACAGCCCCUGGAGGCGGAGCUUAGACUGCUGGACAAGCCUGACAAGGCGUGUCACUUCCUGGCUCACAACGGCUGGGUGAUGGGAGACGACCCGCUACGCAACUUUGCAGAGCCAGGAUCCAACGUGUACCUGAGGAGAGAGCUGAUUUGCUGGGGCGACAGCGUGAAGCUUCGCUAUGGCGACGGCCCAGAGGCUUGUCCCUACCUGUGGGCUCACAUGCAGAAGUACACUGAGAUCACUGCCAAGCACUUUGCUGGCGUCCGAUUGGACAACUGCCACUCCACCCCUCUGCACGUCGCUGAGGCCAUGCUAGCCGCUGCCAGAGCGGUCAGACCCAACCUGUAUGUGAUAGCAGAGCUGUUCACAGGAAGUGAGCUCAUAGACAACGUGUUUGUGAACCGCCUGGGCAUCACCAGCCUGAUACGAGAGGCUAUGAGUGCAGGGGAUAGCCAUGAGGAAGGCCGGUUGGUGUACCGCUACGGAGGAGAGCCAGUAGGAGGGUUCGUCCAGCCCAGUCUCCGCCCCCUGGUCCCCUCCAUUGCUCACGCCCUCUUCCUGGACGUCACCCACGACAACGAGUGUCCCAUACAGCUGAGGUCGGUGUGGGACGCCCUGCCCAGCUCUGCUAUCGUCUCCAUGGCGAGCUGCGCUACCGGCUCCACCAGGGGCUAUGACCAGCUGGUCCCUCACCAGAUCUCGGUGGUGGAGGAGGAGAGGUUGUACCCCAGGUGGAGCGCGGAGCCCUCGUCCCCAGGAGAGGUGAACCUGCAGUCGGGGAUCAUGGCAGGGAAGCUGGCCCUCAACCGCCUGCACCAGGAGCUGGCUGCCCAGGGGUUCAUACAGGUGUACGUAGACCAGGUAGAUGAAGACGUUGUGGCCGUGACUCGUCACUGUCCCAGCAGCCACCAAUCAGUGGUUGCCGUGUGUCGUACCGCCUUCCGGAACCCCAAAACCCACCAAUACCGUGACGAGGUCCCGCCCAUGUUCAUACCUGGGAAGAUAGAGGAGGUGGUUUUGGAGGCGAGGACAGUUGAAAGGCAUGCUGGGACAUACAGGAAGGACGAAAGCUACAUCAACGGGAUGCCAGAGUACACUGUGGAGAUCAGAGAGCACAUCCAGCUGAAGGACAGUGAUGUGGUGAGGCAGGCUGGAGUCACGUCUAAAGGCAGCAGUGAGUUUGUCCAGGAGAUCCUGUUUGAAAAGCUCACACCAGGCAGCGUGAUCGCCUUCAGGGUGAGUCUGGACCCCAAGGCCCAGCAGCUGGUUGGGAUUCUGAGGCGUCACCUGGUCCAGUUCAGCCCCAAGUUCCUGCCUGGCAGUCUGGAUGACCUCGACACACCUGCAGCCCUGAAGACCCCGCUGGCCCAGACCAUGUCCCGGCUGUCUCUAGCAGACAUGAACAUGCUGCUGUUCCGAUGUGAUGCUGAGGAGCAGGAGGACGGGGGAGGCUGCUACGACAUCCCCACCUGGAGCAGCCUGAAAUACGCAGGCCUGCAGGGGGUGAUGUCGGUACUGGCUGACCUCCGUCCCCAGAACGACCUGGGUCACCCCUUCUGUGACAACCUGCGUCAGGGGGACUGGAUGAUGCAGUACAUCAGCAACAGACUGGAGGCCCGCGGGGGGGCGCUGGGGGAGGUGGGGACAUGGCUGGCGGCCAUGUUUGACUACCUGAAGCACGUUCCACGCUACCUCAUCCCCUGCUACUUCGACGCCAUCAUGGUGGGCAUCUACACCACCGCCCUGGACCACACCUUCAGCUGCAUGUCCAGCUUCAUCCAGCAGGGUUCCUCCUUCGUGCGUCUCCUGGCUCUGGGCUCCGUCCAGAUGUGUGGGGUGAGUCGUGUCCCGGCCCUCCCCCCUCUCUCCCCCCUGCUCCAGGACGUCCCCCAGCGCUCCAGCCCCCUCACACACACCCCCGAGCAGUGCUGCCCCUCGCUGGCCGCAGGUCUUCCUCACUUCUCUUCCGGAAUAUUCCGCUGCUGGGGAAGAGACACCUUCAUCUCUCUGAGAGGACUGCUGCUGGUCACCGGACGACAUCUGGAGGCCAGGAACAUCAUCCUGGCGUUCGCAGGCACCCUGAGGCACGGGCUCAUCCCCAACCUGCUGGGGGAGGGCCGGGGGGCGCGCUACAACUGCAGGGACGCCGUGUGGUGGUGGCUGCAGUGUGUGCAGGACUACUGCUGCACGGUGCCCGAUGGCACGCUCAUCCUGUCCUGCCCCGUCGCUCGCAUGUACCCCUCAGACGACGCCCAGCCCCAGCCCCCUGGAACCCUGGACCAGCCUCUGUAUGAUGUCAUCCAGGAAGUGAUGCAACGCCACCUCCAGGGCAUCCAGUUCAGAGAGCGUAACGCCGGGCCACAGCUCGACCGCAACAUGACUGACAAGGGGUUCAGCGUGGAAGCCAAGGUGAGCAGAGACACCGGCUUUGUCUACGGAGGAAACCGCUUCAACUGUGGCACCUGGAUGGACAAGAUGGGAGAGAGUGAGCAAGCCAGGAACAAGGGGAUCCCUGCUUCCCCCAGAGAUGGCUCUGCAGUAGAGAUUGUGGGUCUCUGUAAGUCGACCCUCCGCUGGCUGUUGGAACUGCACACACACGGCCUGUUCCCCUACUCUACCCUCACCAUCCAGAGAGAGGGUAAGGAGGUGUGUGUCUCCUACGAGGACUGGAACCGUAAGAUCCAGAAGAACUUUGAGAAGCUGUUCUUCGUGUCGGGCGACCCAGACGACCCCCGGGAGCAGCAGCCUGAGCUGGUCCACAAGGCAGGCAUCUACAAGGACAGCUACGGGGCCUCCAGCCCCUGGUGUGACUACCAGCUACGACCCAACUUCACCAUCGCCAUGGUGGUGGCCCCAGAGCUGUUCAGUGUAAAGAAGGCGUGGCAGGCUCUAGAGGUGGCAGAGCAGAAGCUGCUGGGGCCACUGGGCAUGAAGACCUUGGACCCCGAUGACAUGGUGUACUGUGGUGUCUACGACAACGCCCUGGACAACGACAACUACAACCUGGCCAGAGGCUUCAACUACCACCAGGGGCCGGAGUGGCUGUGGCCUGUAGGGUACUUCCUGCGAGCUAAGCUGUACUUCUCCAGGAAGCUGGGUGAGGAGGCAUACGAGCAGACAGUCCUGCUGGUGAAGAACCUGCUGUCACAGCACUAUAUCCACCUGGAGAGGUCACCCUGGAAAGGUCUUCCUGAGCUGACCAAUGAGAACGGCCAGUACUGUCCCUUCAGCUGUGAAUCACAGGCCUGGUCCAUCGCCACGGUGCUGGAAGUCCUCUACGACCUGUGACGCAUCACUUCCUGUAGACUGACAGCCGCGUCCUGUUCAGCUUCCUGGUCUUACAUGCUGUAGCCCAUCCCCCAUAGUGUCUAGACGUGUGUUGUUUUGUUUACAUGUCGUUUCCAUGGCUCCCACAGUGCUGUGUGUGGUGGAGGGGAUUACUUAACAAAGGCUCAGACAGGAAGCUAGCUAACUACUUCCUGAUAGGUCGUCCAAUCGGCUUAAGUUUCUACAGAAUCACAUCCAAUCAGAGCCUCUGUACUCCUUGACACAUCCACAUAUUAACCAAUAGAAAACAAACCUUCUCACUGUUCCUCCUGGUGACCAGUAGUGGUUUAGCAGGUUUUGAGGACCUGUGUUGUGUGAAGAUGUGUCUCGUGCUCCAACACCAGGAGCUGAAACCUGCUACAGCUGCACGCCCACUGUGUCACACUGUCACAGGCUAGACCUGACUACUGAUGUCAUAGACAUGUUCUGAUGUCAUAGACAUGUUCUGAUGUCAUAGGCAUGUUCUGAUGUCAUAGGCAUGUUCUGAUGUCAUAGACAUGUUCUGAUGUCAUAGACAUGUUUUGAUGUCAUAGGCAUGUUCUGAUGUCAUAGACAUGUUUUGAUGUCAUAGACAUGUUCUGAUGUCAUAGACAUGUUCUGAUGUCAUAGGCAUGUUCUGAUGUCAUAGACAUGUUCUGAUGUCAUAGACAUGUUCUGAUGUCAUAGACAUGUUCUGAUGUCAUAGACAUGUUUCUACUGUAGUCUGGAUUAAAGGGAAUUCUGAAGAGUUUCCUUUUUCGAGCUGCUUGUUGGUGAAGAUAUGCAUGCCAGUGUGCUGGGGAGGGUUUGAAGCAGUUAGAAAAUUAUGCUUAAGAGAUAGUUAACCAUAUGCAAUGAUGUUGAGUCAGAAAGUGGAAUACAGUAUUUUAAAGAUCAUAACUUUAACUCUCUGUGAAAAUUAAUAAUGUUUUAGGUGGGUUUGUUUGGGGUCAACUAACUUCCUAGUUAGAACAGCUCCUCCCACUAAACUCUGUGACCCCGCCUCCCCUGUACCUUGACAUCUGAUUGAUUAGUGUGUUAUUUCUCCUCCUAGAUGUUUCUUGUGUGUUUACAUACUGUUGUCAUGGUGAUAUCAAUAAAGAGUCUUCAAUGUG